AUGAAGAAUCAAAACAUCUUUGAUUUCUUCAUAAAGAAGAAUGAUGAAUCAACAAGUGAUUUAAAUGGGUCAAAUAACAUAUCUCCUUAUAUUUCAGAACCAGCAUCUACUAAAAGACCAAGACUUGAAAAUGAGACUCUUGAUGAACUGCUUCCGAAUUCGAGUAACAAUUUGCAAUAUGUUUCUGAUCCUGGAAUUCACAUCCCAAUUUUACAACAUCCCAUUGAACUUCAAGAUGAGGUAAGAAGAGCAUAUAUUGAUAAAGGGCCAAUUCAACCUAUAUAUGAUUAUCCUUUUACUGAAUGUGAAGGUCAAAAGCGUAGAUUCCAAUCUUAUUGGUUUCAAAAAUAUCCUUGGCUUGAAUUUUCUAUUGAGAAACAAAGUGCAUUUUGUUUCCCUUGCUAUGUUUUUGACACUAACUCAGCACAAUUUGACACAUUCACUGUCACGGGAUUUAAAAAUUGGAAAAGAGUUAAUUGUAAAAAUUGUCCAUUCAAGAGACAUGAAGGAGAUGGGAAUUCAAGACAUAGCUUUGCCAUGCGAAAAUGGGGAGAUUUGAAAAAUCUUGAUCAACAUAUUGAUAGAAGAUUAGAAAAACAAUCUUCUAAGCAAAUUGAGCAAAAUCGGUUGCUCUUAAAGGUGUCCAUAGAAAGUGUGAAGUUUCUUGCUAUUGGAAAUUAUUUGGAAUUGGUAGCUUUGUUGGGAAGAAUGAAUCCAGAAAUUGGUAGUACUUUGGAAAAAACAUCUAAAAAUGCAAAGUACACAUCACCAGAAAUUCAAAGAGAGAUUUUGAAAAUUAUUGCUGAUAUUGUGAGGGAUAAAAUUCGUGCAGAAAUUGGAGAAGCCAAGUUUUGUAUCCUCGUUGAUGAAGCAAUUGAUGAGUCAAGUAAAGAACAAAUGGCUAUCAUUUUAAGAUAUGUUGAUCGGGAUGAGUUCAUUAGAGAACGAUUUUUUGAAGUUGUUCACGUUGAAAAUACAAGUGCAUUAACUUUGAAAAAAGAGAUAUGCAAUGUAUUCAACCAAUACAAUCUGUUAACUGAAAAUCUAAGUGGGCAAGGCUAUGAUGACGCAAGUAAUAUGCGUGGGGAAUGGAAUGGACUCCAGGCUUUAUUUCUUAAAGAUUCUCCACAUGCUUAUUAUAUUCAUUGUUUUGCUCAUAGACUACAACUUGCUUUAGUUGCAGUUUCUAAAGAGUUUCAAUUGAAAUCUAUCCGAAAAGCUGAAAUUAAUGAUUUGAUAAAAUUGGGAGAAAUUGACACUGGUACUGGAUCUAAUCAAGAUUGUUCUUUGGUACGAGCUGGAGCUACUCGUUGGAGUUCACAUUUCAACUCUGUUAAGAGAUUCAUUAGUUUGUUUGGUUCAGUGAGUACACUUCUUCAAGAUCUUGUCGACAAAGGUCCCAAUAGUAACAUUCGAGGAGAGGCUAAAGAUAAGUUGUGUCAGACAUUACAGAAGAAUGACAUAGAUAUUUUGAAUGCUAUAAAUUUGGUUUCUACUACUAGACUAAAUCUUCAACAGAUCCGAGAUGAUAGAUGGGAAGGAUUUCUUUGGAGUGUGUUGAAGUUUUGUGAAAGCAAUGAUGUUGAGGUGCCAGACUUUGAUGAUCGCUACACACGAGGUACAAAACGUUCUUGCAAGCAGAAAAACAAUAUAACAGUCCAUGAUCACUAUCAUUUUGAAAUAUUUAAUGCAGUAAUAGAUUUUCAGUUGAUGGAAUUGAAUGAAAGAUUUCCAGAGGGCACAAUAGAACUUCUUACUCUCAGUAAUGCUUUGAGUCCCGUUGAUGGAUUCAAAUCAUUUUCUUUGCCUGACAUUUGUUCUCUUGUUGAUAAAUUUUACUACUAUGAUUUCAAUCUAGAAGAAAGAGGAGAUUUGGAGAGAGAAUUAGAUCAUUAUAAAUUUGAUAUACCGUGUCAUGCGCAGUUUCAGAAUCUUAAUUCUUUGCAUCAUUUGUGCCAAACAUUGGCCAGAACGACAAAGUCAGUUAUCUAUCCUUUGAUUGAUAGGUUGGUUCGAUUGGUUUUGACUCUUCCAGUUUCUACAGCAACUACAGAACGAGCCUUUUCAGGGAUGAAACUCAUUAAGACGUCACUUCGUAAUAAAAUGGAAAAUGACCUUAUGGCCAAUACCAUGGUUGUUUAUAUAGAGAGGGAUAUUGCUUCAGGUAUUGAUACAGAAUUUAUCAUAAACAAUUUUGAUGUAUUGAAAAAUCGCAAAAUACGGCUUAAAUAA
Molecule: messenger RNA, 2232 nt
Organism: Zingiber officinale
Lineage: Eukaryota; Viridiplantae; Streptophyta; Magnoliopsida; Zingiberales; Zingiberaceae
Product: zinc finger MYM-type protein 1-like
Exons: 4
Coding region: 1-2232 (743 amino acids)
Molecular function (GO): protein dimerization activity
Source: RefSeq, a predicted model, not a curated record